Messenger RNA from Salarias fasciatus (jewelled blenny), 4566 nucleotides. RefSeq names its product integrin alpha-M. Gene Ontology annotation, biological process: cell adhesion mediated by integrin; cell-matrix adhesion; integrin-mediated signaling pathway. Gene Ontology annotation, molecular function: integrin binding. Gene Ontology annotation, cellular component: integrin complex; external side of plasma membrane. NCBI's taxonomy places the organism in Eukaryota, Metazoa, Chordata, Actinopteri, Blenniiformes, Blenniidae. The record is from RefSeq and is a predicted model, not a curated record. The coding region runs from base 53 to 3697 and encodes 1214 amino acids. The transcript is spliced from 30 exons.
UCAGGGGAGUCAGACAGCUGAAGGAGAGCUGAGGAGGAGGACGAGGAAGACGAUGGCCCGGCCGAAGAGCCUCCACCUGCUCGCCGUGCUGCUGUCAGCAGCUGCAACCGUCCAUGUCUCUGUGGCCUUCAACAUCGACUUGUCCGAACCUGAGGUCUAUGAAGGAGAACCUCAAGACUUCUUUGGAUACAAAGUGCUCCAGUUUAAGUCUGGCAGCAGCAAGGGGAUCGUCGUCACGUCUCCUCUGAGGAUGAACGGAUCCGGGGGGGUCAGCAGACUGACCCUGGACCAGAAGCAGAUCAGUCUUCAGGAAAGGUCUCUUCCAAAUGCAAUGGUGGCGAAACACCUGGGCUUGUCCAUCGCUGCGGACUCCACCGGCUCACACUUCACCGUGUGCAGUCCGAACGUGGAGCACGAGUGCUACGAGAACUCCUACCUGAACAGCAUCUGCUACAACAUCACCGAGGACAUGGAGGAGGUCUCCUCAUUCACUCCGGCUUUUCAAGACUGCACCAAGAAGACGGUGGAUCUGGUUUUUCUGUUCGACGGCUCAAACAGCAUGACCACAAAAGAGUUCGAGAAAAACAAAGAGUUCAUCCUGGACAUAAUGAAGAGUCUGGGGAACUCGUCCAUCAAGUUUGCUGCAGUUCAGUUCUCCACAGAAUUUCGAAAAGUUUUUGACUUCAAUGACUACAAAGCUGGGCUUGCUGAAGAGAAGCUGUGGGUGGAAAGUCACAUGAAGACCCUCACCAACACUCACGGAGCGCUCACCUUCGUGCUGCACGAGCUGUUUGAAAACCCCGGCGCGGGAGCCUCGCCCGACGCCACCAAGGUUCUGGUUCUGAUCACAGACGGAGAUCCCAGCGACAUCGACAGAAACAAAACCAUACACCAAUACGACGUCAAGAACGUGAUUCGCUUCGUCAUCGGGGUGAAGAAAGCAGACCUGAGCAAAUUUAAAGCCAUUGCCUCCGAACCAAAAGACCAAAAUUCCUUCAAAAUCGAAAACUACGACGGACUGACAGGAGUACUGGAAAACUUCCAGAAGAAGAUCUUCAACAUGGAGGGCUCCACGGCGGCCCAGGCAAGAAACAUGACUGAUGAGAUGUCUCAGAGCGGCUUCAGCGCCGCCAUCUAUCAGGAUAAACUGAUUCUGGGUUCAGUGGGAUCAAACACCUGGCAGGGUGCCCUGCUGGAGCGUCAAGAACGGAAUGAAAGGCAGAUCGAAGAUCCGGAGAUGACGAUGGACUCCUACAUGGGAUACUCCAUUUCUGUUGGAGAGAGGAACGGCGUCGCCGCGUACUUCACGGGCGCGCCGCGGUUCGAACACAGGGGGCGAGUGGUGCUUUUCAAACACGACGGGAGAAAGUGGACGGUGGCCGGAAGACUGACCGGAGAGCAGAUCGGCUCGUACUUCGGGGCGGAGCUGUGCUCGGUGGACGUCGACUCAGACGGGAACACCGACUUCCUGCUGGUGGGCGCUCCGCUCUUCUACCAGCCUCAAGACAAGAAGGAAGGCCAUGUGUACGUUUACCAGCUGACGGAGGAGAUGCAGCUGAAGGCUGAGACGACUGUGGCGGCGCCGUCCAUCGGCCGAUUCGGCAGCACCAUAUCCAGCCUGGCGGAUCUGAACGGAGACGGGCUGCGAGACGUGGCGGUGGGAGCCCCUCUGGAGGACGACAACUCGGGAGCUGUCUACAUCUACUUGGGAGACAGGACGACGGCGGUCCGCCGGACAUACAGCCAGGUGAGAGACCACGCCCCCGUCUACACCCUCCAUCUACACCACCUCGGUCUCACCAAACUGCUGUCUUCCCAGAGGAUCAUGGGAGCCACGGUGAACCCUGGGAGGAGGUUCUUUGGACAGGCCAUCAGCGGAGACCUGGACCUCGGACAGGAUGGUCUUCCAGAUGUUGUGGUGGGGUCGCAGGGCGCCGCUGUUGUCUUGAGAUCCAAGCCUGUUUUCAACGUGGAGGCUCGCAUGUCUUUCCACCCGGAGGAGAUCAGCACGGACGGCCUGGACUGUCCCAGCCAGGACGACAGUUUACCCAUGGUCGAGCUCCAAGUCUGCUUCCAGCUGACCGAAGUGACCAGGAGGGAAGCCGGGGACACCGGCGCCAGUCUGAACAUCACCUACAUGCUGGACGUGGAUCCCAAGAGACUGAAGAAUCGAGGAUUCUUCAUGCAGGAAAAGAAGAAAAGCAGAAACCUGACGAGCAGCUACGAGCUGACGGAGGCAGAAGCCUGCUUCAACUACACCGUCCACAUGCCCAAAUGUCUGUUUGACACAGUUUCAUCAGUCAGCAUCAAGCUGAACUUCUCCCAGACCGACAGCGCCUCCUCUGAAUGCAGCCUGAACACCGACAGCCUGAAGCACACCGCUGUGGAGGUUCCCUUUAAGAAGCAGUGCAGGAAUAACGACUCGUGCGUGGCCGAGCUGGACGUGGACUUCAGCUUCAUGACGGACACGUUGCUGGUGACAGAGGACAGCUACUUCAACAUGUCAGUCACGCUGCACAACCACGGAGACGACUCCUACAACACCAGCCUGACCAUGCUCUACCCUCUGGGCCUGUCUUUCUCCAUGAUGACGCUCGCAAAGGCCUCCAGACCGACUCUCCACAGCUGCAGUGACCUCCAAGGAGUUCUGGAUAAAACCGUGUGUGGUGUCAGCCUCCCCGUCUAUCGCAGCAGGUCCUCUGCGACCUUCAACACCUCCUUCCUCAUCAUCAGCGACUACGACUGGAGCGACACGGUGUCGAUGACCGUCGCAGCAACAAGCGACAACACGAACUCCACCGUGAACCUGACCAGGAGCAUCCCGGUGCAGUUUGAGGUGAAGAUGGCCCUGACAGUGAAGGAAGACAGCGUCUCUUAUCUGAACUUCACUCCAGAGCACUCUGCACCCAAGAAGCUGUCCAUCGUCUACAAGAUAGACAACAUUGGAUUCAAGGACUUCCCUGUCAACGUGUCCCUGAUCUUCCCCACGAAGCUGCAGCACGGCUUUGAAAUGAGCAGCUACAAAGUCUCAGUUCAUGAGAACAAAACUCGCUGUACAAGCACCAAGGAGCUGCGGAGUGAGCUCUGCCCUGCGGAGAAUCACUGCGUCUCCGUCAUGUGUGAAACCUUCAGCCUGAACAAAGACUCAGAGUUCCAGGUGUCUGGAGACGUUCACUUCAAGGACCUGAAGCAGCUGGCAGCGAACGCUCCGUUUCUCAAACGCUACACUGGAGACGGUGGCGAGGUGAAGUUCAGCAGCUUCAUUCAGGUGGACUACGACACCCAGAGAUAUGUCCUGGAGCCGAACGGACACCAGAAGAAGGGGAGCGCUCCGACUGCCGAGUCCCGGAAGCGGAAGCAUCCUGUGGUCCAAUGGACUGAAGUUCGGGUGGAGUUCAUCCUCCCUCCAGAUCAGCUCCUGAUCAUUCUGACAGGAGCCGGACUGGGAUUCCUGCUCCUGAUCGUCAUCACGCUCGUCAUGUUUAAGCUGGGCUGCUUCAAGAGGAAAACACAGGAGUAUUACGAAGAGCAGGAGGAGAAAGCUGCUCUCCAGGCCGCGACGCCGACCGAACUCGUCCCUGCUGCCGUCAACGGCAAGGCGGACGACCAGCCUCUUCUCGGAGAGGACGGCCUAAAGGGAGGACAGCUGGAGAACGGCGGCAGCGUGGCGGCUGACGGAGGGACGGACCUGCAGUGAACCUCGGCUGCGUGGAGACGCUCAGCUUCGCCUCAGUAUCACAAACAGCCCGACGCUGCAACCUGCUUUCUGAUGCCGUUAUUUUUUAAUUUUGUUUUUUUAGAGCCGUCUUUAGUUUUCAUCAGUAUUUAUGAAGUGGAGCUUCUCCGGCCGUGUCACGUCUGUUCCUCUCAGCCUGACGGUGCUCAGAGGAACGAGUAGGCCGGAAACAUCUCAAACACACGUUAAAGCUUUGGUUAUUUGGUGUAAAUGUUGAGUGAAAAGCAGAGCAACACAAUAAAGCGGUGGUUCCUCCUGAAGGCUCUCUCCAUCGCUCCUGCAGCAGCAGGUCACUUCGACCGCAGGACGACUUCUGGACCGUUCAGAACCGAGACGUCCUCAUCAGGAAGUCACAGAGCGGCGGGCUGGGACAGGAAGCAGCUGCUCUGAAGCGCGUGAGCGGAGGACACUAUGCCUGAUGUGCCGGGGAGGUCGAAGGUCACGCUCAGGGACCCACAGUCUGUUCAGUGUUGCUUGAAAAUACGUGAUUUGGGUUUGGAUGUUCUGGAAGAUGAAGUGCUGGUGGUGUUACUGUUUAGUCUGUUGAUUCAUAAUAAAAAGCUGUGUCUGUGUGUGUGUGUGUGUGUGUGAGAGAGAGAGAGAGAGUGAGAGAGAGAGAGAGAGAGUCAACAGCCGGCUGGACUUUCAGGCAGUAAAGGACCACUCGGCUGCAGAGUUUCAUAAUAAAAGCUGUAUUUCAUCGCUCUGAUGAGAAUCACUGAAUGCAGUUUCACCUCUUCACAUCAAAACUGUUCUCAGCUUCAUAUAAUCAGCCUGUUCAUGAUUUACUUUAAAAAAAUAUAUAUAAUAAAAAAGCAUGUGUGCCAGUC